This is a messenger RNA of Octopus bimaculoides (California two-spot octopus), 963 nucleotides long. RefSeq lists its product as uncharacterized. Gene Ontology annotation, biological process: regulation of transcription by RNA polymerase II. NCBI's taxonomy places the organism in Eukaryota, Metazoa, Mollusca, Cephalopoda, Octopoda, Octopodidae. The record is from RefSeq and is a predicted model, not a curated record. Gene Ontology annotation, molecular function: DNA-binding transcription factor activity, RNA polymerase II-specific; DNA binding. Gene Ontology annotation, cellular component: nucleus.
AUGACGGUGACGGACUGCAAAGAUGGCUGCUCGAAACAUCACUCAACACCAUCGUUCCAGAUAAAGAAAGUGCUCAAGAUCGGAGACAAUGACAAACAAAUUAGUGAGAAGUCGUCAGAUAAUUGUACGAUAUGUGGUAAUGAUUUUUUCGAAAGAGCCUCCAUUAUGAUGCUUUCGAAAAGUAAUGUCGAGAAUAAAGAGUACGAAUGCGAACUCUGUGGUAAAAGUUAUCCUCUGUUCUCCUCCUUAAGUCAACAUGUCGAGACGCACAUCGGCGAAAAACUGCAUCGCUGCGAGGUGUGCGGCAAGGAUUUCUUUAAGAGCUGUGGACUUGAAGCUCAUAUGAAAACACACACCGGUGAAAGACCGUUUCACUGCGAUAUAUGCAGCCUCGACUUUGCUUGCGUAUUUACAUUGGAAAUGCACACUAAGACACAGCACACCGACGAGAAACCUUUCCACUGCGAGCUGUGCGGUAAGGACUUUGUACUGCGCACCAAUUUGAAAAUGCACAUUAAAAUGCAUAUGGGGGAAAAGCUGUGCAACUGUAAAGUGUGCAAGAAAAACUUCCUGAUAAAUUCUCUCUUGGAAAAUCAUCUUCAAAACCAGAAACAACAACAAAAGGAAAGACCAUUUUACUACGAACUUCGAGGUAAGGAUUUUACCAUUCGCAUGCAUUUUGUAUUGAAAAUGAGUGGAAGCAAAAACUGCGGCGGUGAUAAGCUGCAGAUGAACCACGACAAAUGCAAAAUAGAAAUACCAUAUAAGGUCACGUUACAAAUACAAAUUCAAAACCCGAACGGGGAGAAAGCGUUCCACAGUAGCGUCUGUGGCAAAGAUCCUACAAUUGAUACCCAAUUAAGGGAACACACGCCUAAAAAGAGCCUUCAUUUUGUCAAGUGCAUCAGGAAGGUCUUGCGCCAGAUUCCUUUUCAUCACAAUACACCCCAAGAGAAAAAAUAA